Aspergillus aculeatinus CBS 121060 is the source of this 3030-nucleotide messenger RNA. Its product is annotated as tRNA ligase. Gene Ontology annotation, biological process: tRNA splicing, via endonucleolytic cleavage and ligation. Gene Ontology annotation, cellular component: nuclear inner membrane. The record is from RefSeq and is a predicted model, not a curated record. The transcript has a single exon. NCBI's taxonomy places the organism in Eukaryota, Fungi, Ascomycota, Eurotiomycetes, Eurotiales, Aspergillaceae. The coding region runs from base 267 to 2756 and encodes 829 amino acids. Gene Ontology annotation, molecular function: ATP binding; RNA ligase (ATP) activity; phosphoric diester hydrolase activity.
GGCAAGGCUGACGAGUAGCUCUUUUCUCUUCCCCCAUUACUGUCUGCUAUCGAUGAUUCGCUGAGCACCUCCAAUCAAAAUUCAUCUGUUUGAUGAAGCCAGCGAGAUUAGUUCCAAGAGCAAUUGCUUUCUGGCCCAGGCGACACAAGUCAGCGGCCCCUCCCUUCCUUCGAAGCCGUCGGCCUCAGCUCCUUCACGCGCGCCUUCAGCACCCACGGUGCUUUACACCUGCGGUCCAAGUUAACACGCAACACCGAUUCAUUAACAUGUCCUACGAGAACAUCACACCGGUCCGGCAGGAUGAGCAGGAAGUUGCUCAGCUUGUGGAGAGCCUCGAAGAGGCCAGGAAGAGAGGCAAAGCUGAGAGCAAGAGGACCUUCACCUGCAAGAAGUCGACAUUCGAUGUGGACAAGACUGACGGCAUCAGAGUGAACUCUUGGAAGUUCAUGGACUGGGAUUACCGACGUCACGAUCUCCCUACUUACGCUCGAGGUCUUUUCACCACCCAAAGGAAGGACGGUACACAUGAAAUCGCGGUCCGGGGAUACGAUAAAUUCUUCAACAUUGAGGAGGUCAACGCGACAAAAUGGAGGAAUAUUGAAAUGAACACACGAGGGCCGUACGAGCUCAGCGUGAAAGAGAAUGGGUGCAUCAUUUUCAUCUCUGGGCUCGAAGACGGAACUCUUCUGGUCUGCAGUAAGCACUCGACGGGUGUUCGAAAUGAUGCGGAAGUGAGCCACGCCCAGGCCGGUGAACGGUGGGUCGAGAGGCAUGUGAAGUCUGUUGGGAAAUCUGUCAAGGACUUGGCACGAGAAUUGCGCAGACUCAAUGUGACGGCAGUCGGCGAGCUCUGUGACGACAGCUUCGAAGAGCAUGUCCUUGCAUACGACGAGGCGGUCUCAGGGAUCUAUCUACACGGUCUCAACUUCAACGUUCCGAAGUUCGCCACGUGCUCCAGCGCAGAAGUCCACGCCUUCGCCGACUCGUGGGGCUUCAAGAAGGCUAACUUCGUUGUGUACGAGGACCUCGACCAGGUGAAGAAGUUCCUUGAGGAGUGUGCAGAGACCGGAACAUGGGAUGGUCGCGAGACCGAAGGGUUUGUGAUUCGCUGCCAGAUGGGUGAAGGUGGCCGUCCUCCCUACCAUGACUGGUUCUUCAAGUACAAGUUUGAAGAGCCUUACUUGAUGUACAGGCAGUGGCGCGAGUGCACCAAAGCGAUCAUCGCCGGCAAAUAUCCUAAUAUCAAGAAGCACAAGAAGAUCACGGAACUGUAUCUACAGUAUGCUCGCAGACAGCUCGCACAGAACCCGCACCUAGGGGAGCAGUAUAACAAGAACCACGGGAUCAUCGCUAUGCGAGAAGGCUUUCUUCAGGAGCACGGGAUGAACGGUUCUGAAAUCAUCCAAAUGGAAUCUGAAGACUCAAAGGAGGAAGUUGUAAGAGAUGUUGUCUUGGUCCCUGUAGCUUCCCUGGGAUGCGGAAAGACCACCGUGGGUCUUGCUUUGGUCAAAUUGUUCAACUGGGGUCAAGUGCAGAACGACAACAUCCCGAAACAGAAGAACAAACCCAAAAAGUUCGCCAUGGAUAUAAACAAACUGCUUGCCAUACAUCCGGUGGUGGUUGCGGACCGAAACAAUCACCAGAAACGCGAACGCGAGCAGCUCAUACAGGAUGUCUCCGCAGGGGUUCCCAGGGCUCGAUUCAUCGCUCUUCACUACGUCCACGACCCCAAGCAGGAGAUGCUCCCUGGUAUUCGCGAGGUUACGAGACAGCGGGUACUGAAUCGUGGCGACAACCACCAGACGAUCCGUGCAGGCACCAAGAACACAGAAGAGAUCAUCGGGAUCAUGGAGGGGUUCCUUACUCGCUUUGAGGGCGUGAACACGGACCGUGUCCCAGAUUCAGACUUCGACGAGGUCAUUGAUCUGGAUGUCGCAGCUUCUUCGCGGGAGAAUCUCGAGACAGUCGUGAAAGCCCUACACUCGUCCUACCCCAAACUGGUGAAGGAGGUUCCCACCGCACAGCAGCUCGACGACGCCAUCAAUUGGGCGAUGAACGACUACCAGGUGGAGCUCGACCUCAGCCAGGGUUACAGCUCAGCCAAACAGGUCCAGAAACAGAAGAACAAGAGCAACAACAAAAUCAGCACCCCCGAUAACACGGUAGCCCCGACUGCCGAGGAUCUGGCCAAGAAGCUCGAGUACUUCUGCAUCAGCCUGCCGGCGGCCGAGAUCACGAACGUUCUGCAGUCGCUAUUCCCGCCUUCCACCGACCCCGAGCGAGCCCGCAUCUACCAUCAGCUCGCGCGAUCGCGCCGCAUCCAGCCCGCCUUCCAUGUCACGUUGAUCCAUCGUGCCUCGAAGAGAGACAGCCCCGACAUCUGGGAGGGGUACACCCGCCACUACGUCGAGAAGAUGAAGAGCAAGCCCGAAUCCGACCCCACCAUCACCCCCACCCUGGCGCCCGCCCGCGUGCGUCUUGAGCGCCUCAUCUGGGAUAACCGCCUCAUGGCGUUCGUCGCGCGCAUCAUGCCCCCAGAGGACGGGAGCCAGGGCGACUGGCCGUGCGCCAACGAGACCCCCCACAUCACGGUCGGCACUGUCUCCCAGGAGGUCAAGCCGGUGGAGAGCAACGAUCUGCUGAAGCGGUGGCAUGAAGUGGGCUCGGGCGGCGAGACUGGCAUUUGGGAAGCGGAGAUUCCAGGCGUCAAAGUCGUUCAUGGCUCGGUAGGGAUGGUGAUGAGUCGGGGAAAGUAGGGGGAUUCAAAGGUGGUGCGGUACAUGCAAUCCACCCCGAGAACACCAAGGAGUGCAUAUCAGGCUGCUGGUGGACAUGGGCCGUGCAGAAAGACCCGGAGAUCCUCGACGACUCGCGCUUCCAGUCUAAGGAGGGGAAAAGAAACGACCAAGAUAGGUGGCGUGCCGAUGAAAAGCGAAGAUGUUAGUAGAUGUAUUGCAGUGAUUAGAGCAGACACAGAUCUGUCCAGGCUUAUCCUGAGCAUGCCAUAGUAUCAGCUACCCAGAAGACUUU